AUGGCCUACAACGCGACCGACAACAAGAUGGGUGUGUCUAACUAUGCCGAGCCCCCCACCGUUGGCGACACUCCUGCCCAUGAGAUGUCGGGCGGUGCUGCAGCCAAGCAGGCGGAGACUCCGGUCGUCAACCAGACUGACCAGAAGACCCUGUUCUGUGGAGAGUGCAACAAGGCGUUCAACACCACCACCACGCUGGCCCAGCACAAGGGCGAAGUGCACAUUGGCACCAAAUGCUACUGGAAGGGCUGUGCAUACGUCGCGCCCACGGAGAAGAUGCUGAAUGUGCACUUGCACGGACACAACAUCGUCAACAACACAAUUGCUUCUGGUGGCAAUGCCCUGACGUGCAACUGGCCUGGCUGUGGCGUCUUGUGCACCAAGGCACAGACGGUCCGCCGUCACCUUCGCCGUCACCAGGUUCGUGCCAAGAACUGCGCCGAGGAGGCCGCCAAGAACGCCGCCAACAAAUGA
Molecule: messenger RNA, 474 nt
Organism: Neoarthrinium moseri
Lineage: Eukaryota; Fungi; Ascomycota; Sordariomycetes; Amphisphaeriales; Apiosporaceae
Exons: 2
Coding region: 1-474 (157 amino acids)
Source: RefSeq, a predicted model, not a curated record